This is a messenger RNA of Sphaerodactylus townsendi, 1173 nucleotides long. It is a transcript of the gene GABARAP, whose product is annotated as GABA type A receptor-associated protein. Gene Ontology annotation, cellular component: cytosol; autophagosome membrane; autophagosome. The record is from RefSeq and is a predicted model, not a curated record. Gene Ontology annotation, molecular function: GABA receptor binding; ubiquitin protein ligase binding. Lineage: Eukaryota; Metazoa; Chordata; Lepidosauria; Squamata; Sphaerodactylidae. Gene Ontology annotation, biological process: cellular response to nitrogen starvation; autophagy of mitochondrion; autophagosome assembly. The coding region runs from base 248 to 604 and encodes 118 amino acids. The transcript is spliced from 4 exons.
ACAGGGUUACGGCUUUUGCGCAAGGCUGUGGCCGAGGCGUCGUUUCCGCAACGCGCUUUACGCCGCCAGCGGAGCAGCGAGGGGCCGAGUGUCGCAACCACGCCAGCGGCGGCGGCGGCGGCGGCGGCGUAUCAUUGCGCGCGCGCGCGGGGGAGUGUGCGUGUGUGUGAGUGCGGUGAGGCGGCCCCGGCCUGCUCGGUCCCGUCGCUGGUCGGCCUCGGUGCUGCGUCGCUCUCCUCUCGCCGCCAUGAAGUUCGUCUACAAGGAGGAGCACCCCUUCGAGAAGCGCCGCUCCGAGGGCGAGAAGAUCCGCAAGAAGUACCCCGACCGGGUCCCGGUCAUUGUGGAAAAAGCUCCGAAGGCCCGGAUAGGCGACCUGGACAAGAAGAAAUACCUGGUCCCUUCAGAUCUGACAGUCGGGCAGUUCUACUUCCUGAUUCGGAAAAGGAUCCACCUUAGAGCCGAGGACGCGCUAUUCUUCUUUGUGAACAACGUCAUCCCCCCAACCAGCGCCACCAUGGGGCAGCUGUACCAGGAACAUCACGAGGAGGAUUUCUUCCUUUACAUUGCCUACAGUGAUGAAAGCGUCUACGGCAGCAUGUAAGGCCGGCCGCCACCUGCUGCCGCCACCGGGGCAGCAUGUGCUCCUGAAGGGACCUUCACUUUUUUGUUGUUUUGUUGAUUUUAUGUUCAAGAGCCUUUUGACCCAGGACUGGGGAGGAUUGUGGGUUUUUUUUCCCUCCUUUUCUUCAUUUUCUGCAGUGCCCCCUCCCAUCCUUUCUAACCCUACCCCACCCACCCACCCGUCCGUUAUGACUUCUCACACUUUUCUUUCGCUUAACCCCUUGCCCUGGGCUUUCUGUUGAAGUGAUUGUGGGAUUGUGGCUACAAGAAAAUAUACCUCUCUUUUCCCGCAUUCCCCCCCCCUUUUUUUCCCCUUUGGUCUUCCCAUUCCAUUUCCCCCUUUUCUUCUUGGAGGAGGUUUGGGGGAGCCUCAGAUUCUCAGCAACACACACACACAAAUCCUCCCCCCGUUUCAAAACUUUCAGCUCCACUUCCAUGCCCUGAUUUUGCUCUUAUCUGGGAGUUGUGCUCUUCUGCCUGGCAUUUUCUGUAACCAGAGCAGAGGAUUGGAGAAUGCUAAUAAUUAAAAACAAAAAAAACCUUAAGAUA